AUGACAAUUAGAACAGCCCGUCCAAACCGGGGGCAACAUUUCUGGCCCCGUAUGCACUGCCUAAAAAAGCUGGAGGCCGUUGUGGUGGAGAUGCAGGACUCAAAAAGCGGGGUCAAAGGCUCAGAGCAGAAACUCAAUGUCACCACCAUCCCACAUGUCAUCGCUGGUAAGGACAUCAUCGCGUGGAUUGCCAACAAGAUGAAGACCACUCCAGAAGAGGCUCAGGCCUUUGCCACCAUGUUAGUGGCCUAUGGCUACAUCUACCCCCUGCAGAACCACAAGAAGCUGGUCAUGUGCAACGAUGCCAGCCUCUACCGCUUCCAGACCCCGUACUUCUGGCCUACACAGAAAUGGGUUGCAGAGGACUCUGACUACGCCAUUUAUCUUGCAAAGAGGAACAUCCGCAAGAAAGGCCAGCUAGAACCCUACGAACAGGCACAUUACAACCACCUUCAUGAAUGGCUGAACCACAAGUGGGACUUUAUCGUGAUGCAGGCCACCGAGCAGUACAAGGCCGGUAAGGAGAGGAAGAAGCCGGAUCGUGUGGUGUUUGACUGCCAGGAGAGGGCUUACUGGAUAGUGAACAGGCCACCGCGUCGCACUCACAGUGCUAUGGACUGUGGUCCCGAACGUCUUAUUGAUCCCAACACAGAUGAGAAAAUCAGCUUUGACAUAUACAGACGCAUGAACAUAUUCUAUCAACAAGCCAUCAUGAGGUCAAAGGUCAAAUCUAGCGUGUCCCUCGGGGCACUGGUCAAGUACGUCACGACCUACAAAAACCACGACCCGUUCCUGGCCCCCUGUCUACCCAGCAACCCCUGGCAAACAGACAAUGACACAUACUGGACGCUCAACAUGAGGAGAGUUGAUGUCCCCACUAAGAUGCGAGUAGAGCGCUGGUCCUUCAGCUUUUUCGAGCUGCUGAGCGACCUGAGAGGCAGAGACGACUUCAAGGUCUUCCUCAAGAAAGAGUUCAGCGGUGAGAAUUUGGCUUUCUGGGAGGCAGCUGAGGAACUGAAGUUGGGCUCUGCAUCUUCCAUGUCAGCAAAAGCAGAGACCAUUUUCAAGACCUUUCUGGCCCCUGGUGCCCCCCGCUGGAUCAACAUUGAUGGCAGGACAAUGGGUUUGACGGUGAAAGGCCUGGAGCAUCCUCACCGCUACGUGCUGGAAGCAGCCCAGACACACGUCUUCCUGCUCAUGAAAAAGGAUACUUUCUUCCGUUACCUCAAGUCACCGGUAUACAAGGACAUCCAGAAGAAGGCCAUGAGCCCUGAACCUCAUAACUUCAGUCCGGCCCAGCUGGAGCAGAAUGCUCAGAACCGAAGCCCGGGCAUCCAUCCCAUCAUCCUCUGGCAGCAGGAGGAGGAAGACAGAGCCAAGGCUGCUGCUGCCGCCGCUCCUGUCGACGUCAAGGCCAUGAUGAGCAAAAUAGACAGGAAGAAGUAGAGGUGUACAGUGGAGGGGUCCACAUAUCACGUCAUCCACAAAGUACCAACGCAGGAAGCAGCCCUCGAUUAGGGUCUGUAUGUACGCUGUACAUAAGGAUUUGCUUUGCUCUCCAGUGUCAUGCAAUGAAUGUUGUUCUAGUUUAGCAAAUUACCAAAUGUGAAAAAUGCAGCUUUCAUCAUGAAGGAUUACUGAACCGGCCUAACAGGCACACGGCCCCCUGACCCCUUGAGCUCCUGGGCAAGCGUUAACAUUUGUUGCUGGGAUAUGCAGAUACCAAAUGACUGUCUUGUUCCUUUGUAUAAGGGGUGGGGGGCCUUUUAACAAGAAAAAAGACACGUCCAGAAUUGGCUUGUAAAUAUCAAAGAUCAGAUAUACCACGCCAUAGAGUCUGAGCACCUCCAGAGACGUGCAAAUACAAAUAUUAAUGUCAAAAUUUGUAUGAACAAAUUAAAUUUAUCUCAUGUUGAAUACUUAAAAACACUUUUUGGAGAUUCAAAAUAAUAUAUUAUUAUCAUUAUUAUUGUACAUUAGCAGCUUUGUCCAAAGCAAUUGUCUGCUUUUCAC
Messenger RNA from Chelmon rostratus (copperband butterflyfish), 2013 nucleotides. It is a transcript of the gene rgs9a, whose product is annotated as regulator of G protein signaling 9a. Gene Ontology annotation, biological process: regulation of G protein-coupled receptor signaling pathway; G protein-coupled receptor signaling pathway; intracellular signal transduction. The record is from RefSeq and is a predicted model, not a curated record. The coding region runs from base 1 to 1446 and encodes 481 amino acids. The transcript has 17 exons. NCBI's taxonomy places the organism in Eukaryota, Metazoa, Chordata, Actinopteri, Chaetodontiformes, Chaetodontidae.